AUGAGUUUGCAGAUCAUCACCACCGGCACGGACAUCGGCUACAACACGUUUGGCGACCGCGCUGUCAAGAACGCCUUCCCUGACAUCAGACUCUAUGACAACCUGAGCACCUAUGCGGGCAAGGAUGCCGGGAAGCUGAACCAGGAGGGCUACUGCAACACCGUGCUGGGGUACGAGGCUGCAGGGCAGGCCUUGGCGGGCAGCGGCAACGUCGCAGCUGGCUACAGGGCUGCGUACUUGACCCAGGGCAACGAGAACGUAUUUGUGGGCAACCUGUCGGGUACAGUGGCCGUGAUGACAGCGCCAACGUGGCGUGUGCUCAUAGGCUUCUGCAACACCGUGAGCAGCGGCGGCGCACUGAGCCUGCUCAACGUCAACAUAGGCUCGCUGGGGCAGACCUCCGGCCGCCUCAACACCGCCCUUGGCUACAGCAACAGCGCGCGCGGCCGGAACAACGUGCUGCUGGGCGCCAACGUGGCUUGCAGCAGGAGCAACAACGUGCUGCUGGGAGCGGGCACCCCGUGCUCGGGCUCCGGGAACAUCAUCAUGGGCGGCUCAAACAGCGACGUGUCUGCGAUCAGCUGCCUAGUGCUGCGCUCCCCGUGCCUGCCUGCCAUGUCCAACACCACGGACGGCUACAUCAACAUCAUGGACUUCCUGACCCGCACCCGCGGCAACGUCUCGCUCACCGGCGACACGCUCAAGCUCUCCACCACCCGAGGCUGCGUGAUCGCCAUGAACGACCAGGAUGUGACCAUCAGCCCGCGCAGCAUGCUGCUGGUGGACGGCCCCGCCCGCUUCAACGCGCCUGUGACGCUGCAGCAGUCCUUUGACCUGUUUGGCGAUUUGGAUGUGGGAGGCGCCAUCCACCUGAACCGUGGCGCCCGACGCUUCUGGACCAUAGACAUCAUGCAGCGGCCCGAGUACAGGGGCGUGGCUGCCGACCUGGUCUUCCGCUCCCGUAACAACACCGAGUGCAGCUUCACGGAUGAUUUCAUCCCGGACAUGCUCAACUUCACCGGCAGGCACAGGGCGCGUGUCGCAGACAGCUGCCCGGCGCUGAAGCCCGGCAUGCUGGUGGUGGCCACGGGAUGCUACGGCAACCUGGAGGGCGAGGCCGACCCCAGCAUCGACGAGGCGAUUCCUGUGGUGGACGUGGCGAGGGAGCCCGGCGACCCGCGCGUGUUUGGAGUGGUGGCUGCCGUGGAGCCGUCGGACGCGGCACACCAUAGCUACCGCCUGGGCAACCUAGCAUUCACGAUGGACUGCAGGAGCCCGCGCGUGGUCGUCAACUCUGUGGGCGAGGGCGGCAUCCUCACCUGCUGGUUUCCUCUCCGGUGCCGGACAUCCAACGUCGAUGUGGGUGCCAGCAUCAUGACCGUCCAUGCCGGUGACAGCACCCUGGCCAUGUCGCCCAGCAACAUCACCGCCGCCUCGAAGAGCAACAUGACCCUGAGCGCUGCCGACCAGAUCUUCAUCAACAGCCGCGGCCUGAGCAUCACAACCGACACCAUGCAGCUGAAGCAGCAGGACCUGUCCCUGACCGCUAGCGGCUACCUGCUGGUAGCUGGUGGCAGCCAGGUCCUGCUGCAGUCGGGCAGCAACAUGGUGAAGGUCACUCCUACCUCCGCCCUGCUGCAGACGGUGCAGGGCGACAUGACCGUCAGCGCCUGCAACAGCCUGGCCGUGGCUGCAGCCAGCAACGUCACCAUCGCCUCGAGCAACUACGCCCUGACCGCCGGCGCCGUCACCGUGCAGUCGGCCACCGCCGUCAGCACAUCAGCCGCGCUCAUCUCCAGCAUCAGCUCCAGCCAGGUGCUGCUGCAGAGCGGCCCCAACUCCUUCAGCGUCACCCCCAGCAACGCCACGGUAUACUCCAGGAACAUUGCGUCCGUCGUGGGCGACAGCCAGGUCAGCCUCCGCUUGGGCAGCAACUACGUGAUUGUGACGCCCAGCAACGUCGCAUCGUAUGCCACCAGCGUGCUCUCGAGCGUGGGCGACAGCCAGGUGCUGCUGCGGUCCGCCAGCAACUUUGUGUCGCUGACCCCCUCGGCCAUCAGCCUCAGCUCGACCAGCAACCUGAGCAUGACCUCCAGCUCCAACGUCACCAUGACCACCACAAAUGUAGAUGUGACAGGCUCGGCUCUUGUGAAAAUCGGCAACAGCAAUGUCGCCGUCCAGGUACCGUACCCACCAGCACCGCUGACUGGAACUACAACUACACUGUCGGGUCAGAGCUACGGCAACGGCACGUACAUCAUCAGCGCCACCUCAUCAGUCAUGAACCUCGAACGGGCUUUCGACCGUAACCUCAAUACCUCAACCUACGGCAGCAGCCUUUACUAUAAUGUGGAUAGCCGAGCAAGUGGUCUAGUCUCAAUGAAAAUUGACGGAAAUGAUUACAGAGGAGAAUGGUAUGGCCUUCAGCUGCCGUCUGCCGUGAUUGCAUCAUCCUACAGCUUUGCAUGGGCGGGAGUGUUCAAGGUAGACUCAUGGAUCCUUGCAGCAUCGACAGAUGGAGCAACCUGGGUUGUGCUGGACAACAAAGACCAGAUCAACAACACCCUACUGCCAGGCGUGAGCACUCUAGCCACCUUGUCACUUCCAGGAACAACCUCUUACAAGUACUAUCGGUUGCUAGUGACAAAGCUCGUGAGCGGUGCUACCCUUGGCAUUGCGGAGUUCAGCAUCAAUGUGUCGCAGGCCAGUCCAAGUUCAACGCUCACGCUUGCGCCCGCAACCACAUCGCUGACUGCGGGCAUGGACAUGCUCAUCACGGCCUCCAACAACAUGACCGUGACAUCCCUGCAGGCCAUGAGCGUCAGCGCGUGCAACAGCCUGGCCAUGUCCACGGCCUGCAACAUGAGCCUCACGGUGGGCAGGGACGUGACAGCCACAGCCUGCAACGUGUCCAUCACCGCGGCAGGCACCAGAUCCAUCAGUGCGACCGGCACCCUGCAAGCCGUGAGCGCCCAGUCGGUGACCGCCCGGUCUGGCUCCAAUGCGCUGUUUGUGUCGCCAUUGGUGACCGAGGUCCGGGCAGUGGUGGGCGACUACCGUGUGGGCACCAGCAACUCGGUGCUGGUAGACAUGGCCAACACCUUCCGCCUGCGUGCUGCCACCCUGGACAUGGGCCUCAGCAACGACGCCAUCGUCACGGCGCGCGGCAAUGUCACCAUCACCUCGGGAGACGUGCUCACUGCCACCUCCUCCAACGCUGCUAUUGUUCGCUCCGGUUCCAACCUGCUGACCAUCGCCAAGGACAGCUCCCUGUUCCAGACGUGCACGGGCGACAUGAUGCUGGUGUGCGGCCCCAGCGGCGGCCCGGGUGCCGCGAGCGUGAUCCUGGACUCGUCCGCCACCUAUGGUGUCAACAUCAAGUCCGCUGCCUCCAACGGCACGGACUCGGUGUACCUGCAGCUCGCCUCCUCCAACCUCACCGCCGUCGCCACGGGGGCGCACAUGUUCUACGUGGGCGACACGUCCAACGGCAUGCCCAACCUGUGGGUGACCGACGCAGAGAACCGGUACCGUUCCAGCGAGCACCACUUCUUCAUCGGCGACACCGCCGACCCGGCUGCAGUGCGCAUGUACAAGGACGCGACGGGCAGCAACGUCCUGAUGGUGCGCGGGCGCAUCGACAUGCAGGGCGGUGUCAACUCGGUCACCACCACCAAUCUGGACAUCAUGGACAAGCAGAUCACGCUGGCCAAGGUGCCCGAGGGCGACGCCACUCCCGCCGAUGGUGUGGCAAACACCCUCUCGGGCAUCCUGGUGUCGGGUAUCCCCCUGAACGCCAGCUUCAGCAAUGCCCCCAACCCGGCCGACAUUGAGGACAUGACCCCGCGCUUCUACGAGAAGUCCAUGCUGUGGCACAACGGCACGCAGGGCAUGGACAAGCUUGGCUCUCAGGCCGGCGUCAGCUGGCUGCAGGGCAUGGUGAACGAGAGCUACUGGCAGGUGCGCGGUGGCCACCUGCAGCUGGCCAUGACCCAGCAGGUCGGUAACGCUGUGCGUGACAUUGCCUUCGGCUUCCGCAUCAAUGAGCGCGGCGAGCUGGAGCUGUUCAAGUGCAGCUGGGACCCCACAGCUGCCAACGGCGGCCCUCACCCGCCGCAUCGCGCGCUGGGGUAA
This is a messenger RNA of Volvox carteri f. nagariensis, 4134 nucleotides long. RefSeq lists its product as uncharacterized. Lineage: Eukaryota; Viridiplantae; Chlorophyta; Chlorophyceae; Chlamydomonadales; Volvocaceae. The record is from RefSeq and is a predicted model, not a curated record. The transcript has 3 exons. The coding region runs from base 1 to 4134 and encodes 1377 amino acids.